Fusarium verticillioides 7600 is the source of this 525-nucleotide messenger RNA. RefSeq lists its product as hypothetical. Bases 1 to 525 code for a protein of 174 amino acids. The transcript is spliced from 2 exons. NCBI's taxonomy places the organism in Eukaryota, Fungi, Ascomycota, Sordariomycetes, Hypocreales, Nectriaceae. The record is from RefSeq and is a predicted model, not a curated record. Gene Ontology annotation, molecular function: pyridoxal phosphate binding. Gene Ontology annotation, biological process: biosynthetic process.
AUGAGUGACCUCCAACGAAAGCGACGGCAUGACGGUAAUGCUGGAGCGCCUUUCGUCUCUGCGCUUAGCUUAUCCAAUGGGAGCCCUGAGUUAGAGUGCCAAAAGCUUGUGCCCUUGCCUGCAAGUAAAGUUCAUAUUAUAUGGAGCUUUAGUAAGGACUUUGGUUCAAGUGGCUUGCGUCUGAAAACUGCUAUAGCACGAUUCCACCAAUGGGGAGCUCCGUUCAUAUAUCCACAAGCUGGUCCUUACGUUACGGUGAAGUUGGUUAAGGAUGCUGAGACUCUCGAAGAAGAAAAUGAGGGACUAGAAAGGCUGAAACAAGCUGGGGUCAUGGUCUCAAGGCUUCGCGGCUUUGGAGGCUGGAAGGGAUUUUCUGGCAAUCUUAACUACUACGGCUGGGUUAGAAUGACGGUUGCAGUCCUGAAGGAUAGAUUACUUGAUGCUUUGAAUAGAAUUGCGGAUAUCAUGAAGUACGAGGAGAAGGAAGGUAAUCACUCUGUAGUUACUCAAGAUGAAUGUGACUGA